AUGGCCGAUUCGCGCUCAGGGCCAGUCUCAUUAGCACGAUAUCGACCGAUCCUCUACCUCUUUACUGGUGUCGCUGCCGCUUAUGCGAUUCUCUAUGUUCACAAUAAUAUCGUUUCGCAGCCAUCAUCAUCAACUUCGCUCCGACGACGAAAUGCUGUGCGCCGGGCGAGACCAACCGAAGCUGAAGCACUCGGGGUCGCUGAUACUCCGUCCUAUCGAGCCAUUACCCACCUUGAGCAACUAGAGCGUCAGAAUGGUGUAUAUGGGACAUUUCGCAUUGAGACAGAGGAUGGGCGUCGCGUGGAGAGCGGUCUUCUUCCAUCACUCCUCGCAACACGAGACCAGUUGAUGGAAGAAGUUGGUGUCCCGCCUGCUCAUGCGGAGCGCAUGCGCGAGAUGAUGGAGGACACCUUUCUUGAAUCCUUCCUUGCACUCGAUUUCCCAUCUGCCCACACUCUCCCAGAGGAUACCGCUGAAAGAAGCUACUUGACAGAACAACUUCAACGCCGAGGCAUCUCCCGAGCUGGUAUCGAAAGGGCUCUGCUCAGGUUCAACGGAGAUGCGAAUUAUGGAGAGGAGCUGCGUCGGCGACGGCAGAAUGGUGAACGUGUCACUCUCUCAACCUCUACAUUUCCAGACGUGUCUGCGGCUCCACAAAAUCUUGAUGGUGGUGAGACGGUGGUGGACGACCAAAGUGUCUUCUCAUGGCGUGAUGGAAACAACGAUCCUUCUAAUAGGGAAGGUCAAAACCUGCUCAACCUACUUUAUCACAUUGCUGAGGAUCAGGCGCGAAGGGACGGCUAUAUCCAUCGUGGAGUUACUUGCAACAGCUGCGGUGCCAUGCCGAUUCAGGGUAUUAGAUACCGAUGUGCGAAUUGCAUCGACUAUGAUCUGUGUGAGACAUGCGAGGCAAUGCAGGUCCACAUCAAGACACACUUGUUCUACAAAGUGCGGAUUCCAGCCCCAUUUUUAGGGAGCCCUCGUCAAUCCCAGCCUGUAUGGUAUCCUGGGAAGCCUUCAAUGCUCCCGCGCAGCCUUCCACGCCCUCUUGCCAAGCGUCUUAUGAAAGAAUGCAAUUUCGAAAACACAGAGCUUGAUGCACUCUGGGAUCAGUUCCGCUGCUUGGCCAAUUAUGAGUGGGCGAACGACCCGAACAAGUUGCAUAUGGCUAUCGAUCGUAAAACGUUCGACCGAUGCUUCGUACCUAAUACUUCUAUCCGGCCGCCACCUCCCAGCCUCAUUUACGACCGAAUGUUCGCAUUUUAUGACACCAAUGGCGACAAUCUUAUUGGGUUUGAAGAAUUCCUGAAGGGCUUGGCCAGUCUCAACAAUAAUAGCAAUGACGAACGGCUACGACGUGUUUUCCGUGGCUACGACAUCGAUGGAGAUGGCUACGUCGAACGCAAGGACUUCCUUCGGGUUUUCAGGGCAUACUAUGCUCUGAGUCGCGAGCUGACAAGGGACAUGGUUGCUGGCAUGGAGGACGACUUCUUGGAGGGUGGAUCCCGUGAUGUGGUUCUCGGUAGCCAGCCUAUCAGCUCUGCGUUCCCUGGCAGGGACAUGGAAAUCAUCGACAACGAAGGAAUCUUGCGACAGGACGGAGACGAUACUGGCGAUCGACAUUCUGUCGUGGGCGAUGCUGCUGUCAGAGCACAGUUUAGUCGAAUGAGGCCAUUGUUCCCAUCUACACUGCGCCUGGCGCCCUCCGAGAACUUGGAUCCCAUAGAGCGUGCUGCCAUGGAGCGUGAGCAAAAUGACGACGAAGAGGAUGAAGAUGGUGCUAGCGAGAGUGGGUCAGACCAAUCCAGCUCAUCGGUAGCCAGUGGCGCCUGGCCCCCAGCUGAACACAUCCUCGAAGAAGAUAUCAUCGAGGCUCUCGGGUCCUAUAUUCCUGCUCGUGAAAUCACAGAUCCAAUUGAUCGGGCUCGCGUCGCGGAUGCCGUUUAUCACAGAAUGCGCGAAGAUGAUCAGAGACGUGUGUUUGACGCUCGUCAGCGUGGAAUCGACGAGCGCUGGAGGCGCCGGGCUUUCUACACGGACGAAGAAGAUGGCGCUACUGUUCCUCCGGGUUACGAAAGGGACCCUACCAUCGAUGACUCCAGCGAUGAAGACCUAGAUGAAUCCGAAUCGCGCCCGCCCUCUUUCCGUUCACGAUCCUCGUCCAAGGUGCGAUUCCAAGAUGAUCUCAAUGACGACGAGUACGACAUUCGGUCUAACCCAUCAACCUCGUCACGGAGUAUUCCUGUUGGUGAGAGAUGGGGCGGCUUUGAAAUUCCAGAGGUCGAAAGGGACGUCGGGAAAGAAAUCUUGUAUCAAGUCACACAACAGGGAUUCAAUGAGCUUCUAGAUAUUCUGUUCAAGCCAAAAGAGGACCUCAUGAUGGAGGUCUAUCGCACCCGGGCUGAUCGCAAGGUCUGGGCCCGCGAGAUUGAACUCGCGGCAAAAGAGGACCCAUCAAAACGCACACCAGCUGAGAAUCCUCCAGCUGAGGAGGAACUCGAGGAAAUUAUCAACGAGCAGCCACUUGAUGAUCUGUUACAGCGCGCUGGUUACGGAAUUCAGAGUCCAGUCCUGGCGCCUGCCAAUACCGGACCGGUGCUAGCUCCUUCCUCGCCAGAGGCCACCGCCUCAGAUGACGGUGAUGAAGAUGAAUAUGAAGAUAACGAUGAAGAUGUGCGACCAACUCAUCUCGCCGAUCCCGGAGAAGAUACUGGAUUUGGUCAAGAACGGCCUUUCGAGGAAUCCGACACAGCGUCCGCCACUUCGUCCGAUUAUGACGAUGUCUCCCACGCAUCUGGUGCGGGGCCAUCCAGCCUGAUUGUUGAAGACGAUACACUUUACUACGACCCAACCCUCCCCCACCAUCGUCCCGACGAGCCUUUCGUGACUCCGACCUCGAAGAAUCACCAACUACGAACACAACCCCUGGUCUCCCUGAUCAGUUCCGACUCCAACCCGGGAUCACCUCUCUUCCCGCCCCCUCUUCUCCCCACUCCUCCCCCAGAAGCCGAGUCCACGGCCCCCAAGCUUCCUCCUUCUCCUAUGCAACCACUCCCACCCCCUCACCGGGUCAAUGACCAACCUCGUGAAGCCCCUGCGCCACGCCGACCUUCGCCCCGGACUCUAGCCCGGUGGGUCUAUUUAGACCAGGUAGAACGUGAAAACAAGGAACGUGGCAACGGUGCGAGACUCAACUUUGAGGAAUUCUCACGCCGUAUGGCUGCUGACCGGGGACGUCGACUGGCAUUUGUGGCCAGUUGGAUUGAGAUGGCUAGCUUCUGA
Molecule: messenger RNA, 3282 nt
Organism: Penicillium mononematosum
Lineage: Eukaryota; Fungi; Ascomycota; Eurotiomycetes; Eurotiales; Aspergillaceae
Product: EF hand domain protein
Exons: 3
Coding region: 1-3282 (1093 amino acids)
Cellular component (GO): intracellular membrane-bounded organelle; membrane; cytosol
Molecular function (GO): calcium ion binding; zinc ion binding
Source: RefSeq, a predicted model, not a curated record